AUGGAUACCAAAAUUCAAUCACAGUUUAUUUAUAUACCAAUCAGAGGUUUUAAUGAUCAAGCAUUAAAAAUUGAUAUUUCCUCAUUACCAGAUUCAAAAGAAUUGAUUGAAGUACUAAAAGCAGAAUUAGCACCAUUAGAUCUUUGGUUAAAAUUAGCAAAUGAAUAUUAUAAACAAGAUAGAAUUACAGAUUUCAUAGAGGUAUUAAAACAAGUUACAGAUGCAGAUUUAGAACAAUAUUAUAAAGAUUCUAAAUUAGAUAGAAUUGCAAUGUUGAAUGCAUUAGCAAGUUAUUAUACACAAUUAGGUUCACAAGAAAAAGAUAAAUCAAGAAGAGAGGAAUACUUUUCAAAUGCAACAUUUCAUUUCACAAAAGCUGAUAGAAUCGAUCCACAUCAACCAUUAACCUGGAUUGGUAAAGCUGUACUCUUAUUAACAAAAGGUGAUUAUGAACGUGCUGAAUCAAAUUUUAAACAAGUAUUAGAUUUAGCAAAAUCAAAUAACACAUUACCAGUUUUACCUGCAAAAUUAGGUUCUGCAUGUAUUUUAUUUAAUCAAGGUAAUUAUAUUAAAGCAUUGGAUACAUAUCAAAAAGUUAUACAACAAAAUUCAAAUUGUUUACCAUCGGUUAGAUUGGGAUUAGGAUAUUGUUAUUUUAAAUUGGGUAGAACCAAGAAAGCGAAGGAAGCAUUCAAGAGAGUAUUAGAAUUGGAUAGAGAUAAUGUUGAAGCUAUGAUUGGUUUAGCAUUGGUAUUGAUGAAUGAGAAUCAAAUACCAGAAGCAAUGAAAUUGAUUUUAUCCGCUUACCAAUUAGCACCAACCAAUUCAAUUGUAUUGAAUCAUUUAGCAAAUCAUUAUUUCUUUAGAGGUGAAUAUAAUAAAGUGAACACAUUGGGUGUUGCCGCAUUCAAUAAUACCGAUGUGGCUCAUAUUAAAGCCGAGUCUGCAUAUCUCAUUGGUAGAGCAUUUCAUGCAACUCAACGUUGGCAAGAUGCAAUUCAAUAUUAUCAUCAAGCAGUUCAAAAGAAUCCUGAUCUUUAUUUGGCUCAAUUUGGUCUCGGUCAAAUUCAUAUUCAUAAUGAAGAUUAUGAUAAAGCAAUAUUAUGUUUUGAACAAGUUUUAUCAAAACAACCAAAUAAUUAUGAAACACUUCAAAUUUUAGGUUCAUUAUAUAAACAUGGUUCAUUAUAUAAAUCAAAUGUUAAAUCAACUACUACCACUACAUCAACAACAACAACAACAAAUAAUAAUAUUAAUAUUAAUAAUAAUAAUAAUUUAUCAAAUGAAAUUAUAAAUAAAAUUAAAAAUGUAUUAAAGAAAGCAACAGAAUUAAAUCCAAAUGAUUCAAGUAAUUGGUUUGAAUUAGGACAAGUAUUAGAAUCAACAGAAGUUUCAACAGCAUUGGAAGCUUAUGAAAAAGGUUUAAAUCUUUUAAAGAAGGAUGGUAUUGUACCAUCAUUAGAGAUUCAAAAUAAUAUUGCAGUACUUAGACAUCAAAAAGGUUUGUUGGUAGAAGCAGAGCAAACCUAUUUAGAUAUUAUUAAACAAUCUGGUUAUCAAUUGAAUCAAUUCAAAUCGAUUAAUAUCACCUCAACCUAUAAUUUAGCACGUCUUUAUGAGACUAUGGGUCAAGUUAAUAAGGCUGAAGAGUUAUAUAAAGGUAUCAUCAAGGAGCAUCCAAACUAUUAUGAUUGUUACUUACGUCUAAGUUGUAUUUGUAAACAACAAGGUGACUACUAUGAAGCUGGUGAAUGGAUUAGAGAGGUGUUGGAUAUCCAACCUGACAACCAAGAGGCAUGGGCACUCUAUGGUAAUCUCCAUCUUUACAAAGAGGAGUGGUAUCCUGCUCAAAAGAAUUUCGAACAAAUCACAGAGAACCCUGACAACAAGAAUGAAACCUAUGCAAGUUUAUCAUUGGGUAACAUCUAUUACAAUGCUAAAUUCUCGAAUCCUGACAAGGUUGAAAAAUACAUUCUCAACGCUGAACAAUUCUAUAAUCGUGUACUCACAAAGAAUCCAACCAAUAUUUACGCAGCAAAUGGUAUCGGUAUGAUUAUUGCCGAGAAGGGUAAUUUGAAUUUAGCCGGUGAAACAUUCCUUCAAAUUCGUGAAGCCUCAAUGGAUUGUAUACCGGUUUCUGUGAAUUUAGCUCAUAUUUACGUCUCAAAGGGUCUCUUUGAUAAUGCCAUUAAAUUGUAUGAGGGUUGUCUAAAGAAGAGUACUUCACCCAAAGAGAUUGAAACCAUCAUUAUGUAUUUGGCAAAGGUUUAUUUCGAUGCAAAUCGUUUCUAUGAUUCAAAACAAACCUUAAAGAAAGCAAUUCAUAUGUAUCCUCAUAAUUUAUCAAUUCAUUUCAAUUUAGCCAUCUCCAUUGAAAUGCAAGCUACAAUCUUUUUAGAGAAACAUCAAAAGAAUGCCACUGAAACUUUUAAUAUCAUUAAAGAGUUGGAGUUUGCUCAAAGAUUACUCACUCCAUUGGCAAAUACAAAAUCAACUCCAAAAUUAAAUUUCAGUCCUUCAAAAGCUAAAACUCAUCAAACUUCAAUCGAAAAGAUCUUGGUUUCUUUACGUACCGAGCAUGAAUCUAUCGUAAAGAUUGAAGCUGAUCUAUCAAAGAAAAGAGAGGCUGCCUUUGAAGAGGUUAAGAGAUUAGAAGAGGAAAAGAGAAUCCGUGAUCUUGAAUUAAAACAACAAUUAGAGGAGAAAUUAGAAGCUGAAAGAAAAUUAGCCUUUGAGGAAGAAGAGAAAACUCGUGAAGAAUUAGCAAAGAAUAAUGCCGCUGCUGCAAUGAUUGAUGAUGAUUACAAAGAUGGUGAAGGUGGUUCAACUAAAAAGAGAAAGAAAAAUAAAAAAGAUCAACAACAACAAGAUGAUGACUUUGAUGAUCAACCAGCUGAGUCAAAGAAAAAACAAAAGAAAGAAAAGAAAGAAAAGAAGGAAAAGAAAGAAAAGAAAGAAAAGAAAAAGAAAUCUAAGAAAGUUAGUGGUGAAGGUGAAGAGGGUGCUGAUGAUAAUAAUGAUACUGAACAACAACAAGAAGAAAUGGCUGAAGAUGGUGAUCAUAAAGAGAAAAAGAAGAAAAAGAAGAGUAAAAAAGAUAGAAAAGAUAAAAAAGAUAAAAAACAAAAGAGAAAAGAAAAGAAACAAAGAGAAAAAGAAGAAAGAGAAGGUGAGGAAGAUGAUGAAAAUGAAGAAACUGAAAAUAGAGAAGAACAAGAUGAUGAUAAUACUGAAAAAGUUGAUCAAGAAAUGCAAGAUGCGAAAGAAGCUGAAAAACAAAAAGAAGUUGAAGACUUUUUUGGUAGUGAAAAUGAAAUGUAA
Molecule: messenger RNA, 3321 nt
Organism: Dictyostelium discoideum AX4
Lineage: Eukaryota; Evosea; Eumycetozoa; Dictyosteliales; Dictyosteliaceae
Gene: ctr9
Product: RNA polymerase II complex component
Exons: 3
Coding region: 1-3321 (1106 amino acids)
Biological process (GO): regulation of DNA-templated transcription
Cellular component (GO): nucleus
Source: RefSeq, a predicted model, not a curated record